Messenger RNA from Necator americanus (New World hookworm), 1143 nucleotides. RefSeq lists its product as uncharacterized. NCBI's taxonomy places the organism in Eukaryota, Metazoa, Nematoda, Chromadorea, Rhabditida, Ancylostomatidae. The coding region runs from base 1 to 1143 and encodes 380 amino acids. The record is from RefSeq and is a predicted model, not a curated record. The transcript has a single exon.
AUGGAAAACCCUAAAUGGCGAAGAAAUCAGGAUUCUGGAAACCUUAUGCAAGGCUGCACCAUUCUGUGCUCAAAUCGACUGCACCUUCUGUGUAUCCAACAUGAUACAAAUCCAACAAAUGCGGAAUGCUGGCCACGAUCGGCCAUCGUUGCAUCUGGUCUGUUCCUCUACCUUAUGAUCACCCUCUGCUACUGCUUGUUCUCUGUACCUGUUGUGAUGGGACGCCCUCUACUACGAUGCUUAGGACUCAUAGGAUGGUUCUCAAUCACGACAUUCACAACACUCGUAUACUUGUGCGCGAGUGGAGCAAAACGAACAUGUGGUCGACUGUGCAGGCGAAAUCCAGCCAGGAGACGUUGUAAUCUAUGGACUGAAUUAGCUGUCUGCCUCGCAAUAGCAGCUUACGCAUCUGCCUGUCAAGAGGUCGACGUAUUCCACCACAAUAUUGCUAUGUGCCACCGGUACAAGAAUGAGGAAUGGUGCUCGGUAGACACAUCUGAAAUUGUCAAGCUCAACCCAUUCAAAAGAGAAGUUUGCUUACGCCUGACAAAGAAUGACACCACCGUUCUUGAAUUUCGACUCUUAUGGGAGAGACUUCAACUGGCUUGCCGAAAAACACCAGUAAUUUUCACGAGAAGCACAAGAUACGGCCUUCUGGACAGCAAGCGUUGUCCCCAUGCUGGAUCGUGCGUUGGACAAAAGUGCGCAUCAGUCAAUCGGAGCACGAAGGUACCUGAGCUCCACAAGGCGAACGACUACCCCGGUGUGACCGGAUGUGUCGAAAGCUGCGGAGGACCCGGCUGCGACUGUUUCUAUCCCACCUCGGGAUGCCUUUUCUACAGGAUUUACCUCCGAGCAAACGACGAAAAUGUGUACGAAAUCUACAAAUGCAACACUUGGGAAGAAUCGGUCCAAAUACGGGUCACGAUAAUUCGCCCACAAGCUGCACCACGACAUCAACUCGUCGAAGUGGUACCAAAUCAGCCAUACCUACUUCCACCAUUGACUAUCACCCUUUCAUCUCUGGGUGUACCUCCAACUCCCUUUCUCGACAACCUAUUCGUCACCGACGGACUUCGCACCGCCAUCGCACCUCGACAAUACGACCCCCUUUACAAUGUCAGACUAGAGAAGAGGCUCUGA